UGUUUUAUCUAUCUAUAUAUAUAUAUGUUUAAAUAUUUUAUUUCUCUCCAACUCCUCACAUGGAUUUUGAUGUUGUUUUCAGAACGCAAUUUCCGUUUCUCGCGAAAAUUCUCUAUGACGAUGAUUUCGAUAUAAACGAUUUCAGCGACGAAGCUUCUGUAGUCGGCGGAGAGUUCUUGGAACCUCACCGGGAUAAUAUCGAUGGCUCUUUCUCCGAAAAAUCGUCCGACAUUUUGCCGAUUCGAAACGCGAUAUCCGAUAGUCCCGAUCGAAAUCUAGCCUCGUCUAUCAUAAACACCGCUUUUGAUUGCUACAACUCCGCUUUCGAUCAAUUCAACCAACUCAUCACUCGCGAAACGCCCUCGAAAGAGGCCUUCAUGAGUAUCAAUCCCUUCCCGUGCAACUUCGCCUUCGAGGCAUUUCUCUAUAAUGUAUCUAGCAACCAAGAAUUCUUCACUAUGGAUAGCACCGGCCCCGGGGCUUUGUCGGAGGGCAUUUCCGGUAUUUUGCAUGGCUUGCCGGAGCAUGUCAUGUGGGAUGGUACUCUUCACGGUCAGCCCGAACAUGAUCAAGGGCUCACAGUCGCCGAGCCAGUCCUUGAGUCCUCGAUGGUUGAAUCUCUGCCGUUGGAUCUGGUUCCGGCGGUUGAUAUCCGGAACCGGUGUCAAGAUCAGGCGAUGAAAGCCGGUCAGAUCAUCAAGAAGAGCAAGAGAAUGAUGAUGAGAAGGGGAAGCAAAUCUUCGAAGAAGGCCAACAUAAUCAAAGGGCAAUGGACUCCUCAAGAGGACAGGUUGUUGAUGCAAUUGGUUGAACGACAUGGCAUAAAGAAAUGGUCUCAGAUUGCAAAGAUGCUCCAUGGCCGAGUAGGGAAGCAAUGCAGAGAGAGGUGGCACAACCAUCUUCGUCCCGACAUCAAGAAAGAUGCAUGGAGCGAGGAAGAGGACAGGAUACUAAUCCAGGCUCACAUGGAGAUCGGAAAUAAAUGGGCAGAGAUUGCUCGGAGGCUACCUGGUCGAACAGAGAACACAAUCAAAAACCAUUGGAACGCAACCAAAAGGAGGCAGCAUUCGAGAAGGACCAAGGGAAAAGACGAAAAUGCCCUCGUCCCUCGUAGCCAGGCUCUCCAGGACUACAUCAGGUCCGUCACCGACGACGACCCCUCAAACGCAGUCGCCGCCAUUGCCGCCGCAAACGCUAGUCGCAGGGUCAGAGACAAGGGCAAGAGGGCGGCGGUUCAAGAGCAGCGGCGUGACCAUGAGAUGGGGGAGAGAUAUGACUUUGGCAAUAACUGUGAGUAUCUUGUCAACGGAGUAAUGGGUCUAAGACUUGACGCGGGUGCUCAAAUGCAGAUUCCUGCGAUUACUUCUGCGUCCGGCUCGGGUUCUGCGUCUGCGUCUGGGAGUGGUACAGAAUUUGAUGAACAGAUUCUGGACAGCUGGAUGCUUAUGUACGGCUGUGAUCAAUUGAUGAUGAAUGAGAUAGCUCUCUUGGAGACCCUUACCGGUGGUGGAAGUGCUUAGGCGAUGUAUCAAACUCAAGAACUUAUAUAUAUAUAUAUAUAUAUAUAUAUAUAUAUAUAUUAUCUCUCGUAUAAUAUAUAGUUUAA
Tarenaya hassleriana is the source of this 1606-nucleotide messenger RNA. RefSeq lists its product as uncharacterized. The record is from RefSeq and is a predicted model, not a curated record. The transcript has 3 exons. Gene Ontology annotation, molecular function: DNA-binding transcription factor activity, RNA polymerase II-specific; RNA polymerase II cis-regulatory region sequence-specific DNA binding. Gene Ontology annotation, biological process: regulation of DNA-templated transcription. The coding region runs from base 60 to 1520 and encodes 486 amino acids. Gene Ontology annotation, cellular component: nucleus. Lineage: Eukaryota; Viridiplantae; Streptophyta; Magnoliopsida; Brassicales; Cleomaceae.